Molecule: messenger RNA, 813 nt
Organism: Rhizoctonia solani
Lineage: Eukaryota; Fungi; Basidiomycota; Agaricomycetes; Cantharellales; Ceratobasidiaceae
Exons: 1
Coding region: 1-813 (270 amino acids)
Source: RefSeq, a predicted model, not a curated record
AUGGUUCAGGCCCCAGUUCAACCUUCUUUCGUUCAGAUCAUCCCCCUAACCAGUUACCCUACUACAUCAUUCGUCCAGCCAGGUCUCGACCAUCAGCAUCCGGUUGGGACAAGCUUUAGGUCACAAGACUACGCCACGGCACCAAGGAGGAAUAGCCAGACGGCUGGAGUGUGCAUGGAGCGCCCGUGCUCGAGUCGAGACCGUGCCGGUGCCGGAUAUCAACCGGCAGUUUGCGAGCGCCGCGCGUCAAAAUCAGACACGAGCAGUUACCCCUAUCUCUCUGCCGAAAAUGCGGCCAAAGAAACUCGUGCUUCCACUAGACAAUCGACCAGGUUCGAGACGGUUGAAUCUCCCAAACGUAAGACGCACUAUGUCCCCUACGUUCCUGCGACGCCCCCUCGGUCUCCUGAGCGUGUACCUACCCCGCCUGGAUUGAAUAUCCCCCCUAGAGCGUCAGGAUGGAACCCAUAUCCGAGCCCUCCAAACUCACCGCCAUCUGAACGCGCCUCCGGCCCUCCGAGAAAGUAUGCAACCGAGACGCCCAAACAAUCUUACAUUCCGUCCCCUCCCCCAUCACCGAAACGCCGGUCAACCCCCAGACCCAAGGCACAUGUACCUAUGCCUUCUCCUACUUCAAAAGACGAGAUGAAAGAAGGCGAUGAACUCUUGUCCAAAUUCAGGCGGUUCGCCCUUGCUGCACGCGAAACUCCUUCGGACGAGAAGUGUAUUGAAGACCUCAUGGAUUCGUAUGAUGAACUCAUGCCCAGCCUCAUUGAAGAAGUCGCCAAUGAACCUCACGUGGAAUUCAAUUGA